AUGAGUUAUAUUCAUUUUUACUAUCUCAUUUUAUUUUUCGAACUGUUUGCACAUGUUCAAUGGCUAAAGCUAAUGCCAAGAAAAAGUGGCAAUCACUUGCUUGAACACUAUCAGAGGAAAGCGGAGGAUGACGACGAGGAUGAGUAUGUAAACAAAGAUGGUGAUAAAGAACAGUUUCUGUGGAUGGAUGACAAAUUUCACCAAUCGACGCCAAGAAUGCAGAUUUAUCACAUCUCUCUGGAAGAACUUUUAGGACCUCACAGUUGUGACAGCAGCAAACAGACGAUGGUGCUUCAGUCGAGUAAUUUAGGGAAUACAGUUGGAGUCCCCGCUCACUUAGAUCCCCUUCCCUCCAUUUAUCAGAUGAUCAUUGCAUUCGCACUUUUUAUUUCCGAGAGUGUCUCUCUUGAUGUUUGUAUUGUUUCUGCCCCAUGGGUUAUAGGCAUUCAGAAAAAAUCACAUUUUUCUUCACGUGCGAGGACUUGCAAUGGUAAAUUGGAAACUUUCAUUGUUUUCUCUCCGGACAGUUCUCAGUAUAAAUUAUUGGUGAACUUUUUGUCAAGCUUGAAUAAUCCAAGGUCAUUUGUUAAUUUAAGUAUCUUUCUAAGAACAAUACUUAUCUUCAGUCGUUGGGAAGUAAGUAUGUUGAUUGAGAUUUUUUGUAAUAAGUUCAUUGCUUUCAUAGUUUGUGUAACUCCGUAA
Molecule: messenger RNA, 702 nt
Organism: Echinococcus granulosus
Lineage: Eukaryota; Metazoa; Platyhelminthes; Cestoda; Cyclophyllidea; Taeniidae
Exons: 7
Coding region: 1-702 (233 amino acids)
Source: RefSeq, a predicted model, not a curated record